AUGUCUACUUCAAAAGAUAUUGAAGAAGAAUUACAAAAACUCAAAGAUUUACAUAAAGAAAUCAAAGAAAUAUCUACUAAAUCUUACGUUCAAGAUCAAGUAUUCAAAGAAUUAUCUCAUAUCAUAAAUUUUGAAGGAAUUAAAAAGGCAUUUAACGAAUGUUGUAAUAAUGGAAAUAAAAUCAACGCAAAUGAUAUAUAUGUUUAUUUAGAAAAAAAAUCAAAUAGAGAAUAUGUUUUUGAUAUUUAUCAAAUAUUUAAAAAUAGACAAAUUAUUUCAAUUGAUUAUAACGAAUUUAAACAUUUUGUUGAUAAAUACUAUUGGAUUUUUUGGUAUGAUAUAUUCGGAGAUGAAUACGAUGAUCUAUAUUUAUUAAAACCAUUUAAAAAUGAUUUUAAAUGGGGAUAUUUAAGUUAUGAAACUGAAAAAAAUGAUAUAAUAUACCCAAGACAAACAUCAGUUAAAAUUGUUCAAGGCAGAGAAAAUAGCAUGUCUGGAGUACAAGGUAGUUUUACUUUUGAUGUUGUAAGACGAAGUAGUAAUGAUGAAGUAGCUCAAAUAAAAUUAUUCUUUGAUAUUCCAUACGAUACGAAUGUAUAUUCAAGAGCUACAAGAUUUGAAAUAAUCAAAUAUACUGAUAAUGAUAUUUUUAAAAUUGAAACUGCUGAAGAAUGGGGUGGAUAUGGAUAUUCGGAAAAUAAAUAUAAAUUUACUAUAGUAGACAUUGAUGUUGAAAAUCCUAUAAUCGAAUCAAAAUCAUUAAAAUCUCCUGUUAAAAAAGAUAAAAGUAAAAAAAAUAAAUAUUUGGUGAAGGAAAAAUCUAAUUGCGAUACAUUAAAUGCACAUUUAUCAUUAUUAAAAAUAUUCAAAACAUUAAGACAUGAAAAUGAUGAUAUCAAUAGAUUAUUUUUAUCAGAAGCUGAAAAAAGAUACAAUAUAUGGUUAAAUUUAUUAAAUGAUAAAUUUAAUAAUGAUGAUAAUGUUGAUAUUCCUGUUCCACCAAUUGAUGUAUGUCAAAUUUGGCAUGCACAUUUACUCUCACCUUUAAAAUAUUUUAAAGAUAUGAAAGAAUUAUACAAACAAGAAUAUAAAUUUCCACUUGAAAGAAUAUAUAAAUUUCAGAAUGAAAAUAAUAUUGAAUAUUUCAAAUCAGUAAAAUUUUGGGAAAAAUACUCUAAUCAACCAUGGAUUUUAAAUAUUCAAAAUAAAUUACCAUUUACCUCAAAACUCGUAGAUGCUGUAAUUCGUCAAUAUAAAUUUACAGAUAAAAUAAUUAAUUAUGAUAUUAACCAUUUACAAGCAAUUGAAAAAUAUAAAAAAUUUCUUUUAUUAUUUAAAAAUAAUAAAAAAAAUCUUGUUCCAACAAUAGAUAUAAAUCUUUGCUGGCAUACACAUAUGCUUUAUGCUACUAAUUAUCGUAAUUUUACAAAAAAAUAUACAGGUAAAAUAAUUAAUCAUGAUGAUAAAAUCUCUAAAUCUAUUCUCUUUGAUAAUUUUAAACAAACUAGUGAUAUUUGGUAUAAAAAUUUUAAUGAAUUAUAUAUUCAUGAUAAUUUAAAUAGUAGAGGUUGGUGUGAUGGUGGUUGUAUUUUAAAUCCUAAUCAAGAAAAUGAACUUGUUAAUAAAUUUAUAAGAAUUUUAGAAGUAGAAUAUAAGAUCAAUGGUCCUAAACAUCCAAAUAAUGAACGUACGAAUGGGAUAAAUCAUUUAAAAAGUUAUAUCAGGAGUCCUCCUUAUAGACAAACAUUUUAUAAUUAUCUAUAUUAUCUUAGAAAAUUCAUAAGCUUAAACAAUAUUCAAAAUGUUUGUAAUGCUACACUUGUUAGAUUCGACAAUGAUGUUAAUUAUUAUAAAACAUUAAACAUAAAUGCGGCUGCU
Messenger RNA from Scutellospora calospora, 1878 nucleotides. Lineage: Eukaryota; Fungi; Glomeromycota; Glomeromycetes; Diversisporales; Gigasporaceae. The record is from the annotation of a GenBank genome assembly.